Ascoidea rubescens DSM 1968 is the source of this 1399-nucleotide messenger RNA. RefSeq names its product heme peroxidase. The coding region runs from base 134 to 1273 and encodes 379 amino acids. The record is from RefSeq and is a predicted model, not a curated record. Gene Ontology annotation, molecular function: heme binding; peroxidase activity. The transcript has a single exon. Lineage: Eukaryota; Fungi; Ascomycota; Saccharomycetes; Ascoideales; Ascoideaceae. Gene Ontology annotation, biological process: cellular response to oxidative stress; response to reactive oxygen species; hydrogen peroxide catabolic process.
GAAAAUUAUAUAAGUGUAGGAAGAUCCGUUUAAAUUGAUUAUUUUCUUAAUUUUUGUUUCUUUUACAAUCUCGCUUGUUUUUUAAUUAUUUUAUUAUUUUAUUAUUUUAUCCGAGUAGUUGAUUAAUAUAAUUAUGGCAACACUUAAUCCUUUAUUUUUAUCACCAUUCAAGUCUAGUUCAAAGAAAUAUGUAUAUUCAUUUGCCGGACUAGCUGCAACUGCUGUUUUUGCAGUUGCAUAUAAUGAGAAUGAAAAACGUUCUUAUCAAUAUAAAUUCAAUAACAACUAUAGUAAUAAUAAUAAUAGUAAUAAUAGUAAUAAUGGCAGUAGUAAUUUAUUUAAAGCAGGAUUUUUUGGAUUUGGAGCAGCAAGUUCACCAAUUAUUUCAAACUGGCUUGCUACUGAAACCACACAUACAUUUAAUGAUUAUCAAAAGAUAUAUAAUCAAAUUGCCACGAAAAUACAAGAAGAAGAUGAAUGGGAUGGAGGUAUUGGAUAUGGACCAGUAUUAGUUCGAUUAGCCUGGCAUUUAUCUGGAUCUUACGAUAAAGAUGAUUAUUCAGGUACUAAAGGAGGAUCAUAUGGGGGUACAAUGCGUCAUAAAUAUGAAGCUAAAGAUGCUGGAAACAAUGGAUUGGUUCAUGCUCGAAGUUUUUUGAAUAAGAUCAAACAAGAUAAUCCAUUUAUCUCAACGGGCGAUUUAUAUACCCUUGCGGGAAUAGUUGCAAUUCAAGAGAUGAAUGGACCCAAAAUUGGAUGGAGAGCAGGUAGAAAAGAUUUACCACCAAAGAACCAACCACCUCAUGGCAGAUUACCAAAUGCUACGCAAGGUGCCGAACAUGUUCGAGCAGUGUUUAAUAGAAUGGGGUUUAAUGAUGAAGAAAUGGUUGCAUUGAUUGGAGUCGGACAUGCUAUUGGUAGAUGUCAUAAGGAGAAUUCAGGAUUUACAGGGCCAUGGACCUUUUCGCCCAACAUGGUUACCAAUGAGUUUUUCAAGUUGAUUUUGAAUGAAAGAUGGGAGAUCAAACAACAUUAUGAUGGAAAUACGCAAUUUGAGGAUUCCAAGACACAUUCAUUAAUGAUGUUGCCAACGGAUAUGGCAUUGAUAUUUGAUCCAAACUUUAAGAAAAUCAGUGAGAUUUAUUCAAAAAAUGAAAAUUUAUUGUUUAAAGAUUUUGCAAAUGCAUUUAAGAAAUUAUUGGAAUUAGGGAUUGAAUUUCCAAAGGACACACCAACAUGGUAUUUCAAGACUUUAGAUGAACAAGACGAUUAAGGAUGAGUAUAUAAAUGAGAUAAUGAUAUUAGCUAAUAUAAAUAUUUACGAUUAUAUAAAAAAUUAAUAUGUAUAAAUACUAAUAUAUAUACAUGGGAGUACAUUUUGAAUUUAUUAAGACAGUGA